AUGGUCAUCAUGUUCCCUUCUCCGAGCGCUCUGACCAGCGUUUUCGCGUCUCAGCAUCCCCUUACGCGGCCAAAAUCGCAGCCUACGGCACCGACAACCAUCAGGCGAGAGCCGUUCCCGGCCUGGAGUGCGGUUGACGAUGUCAAGUCCGCUGGAAAGCAGGCCAAAAAGGGUCAGAUUGAGCUCUACUCGCCCAAAUACUAUGCUUCGUGCACUUUUGGAGGCCUGCUGGCCUGUGGCUUAACCCACACGGCGGUAACGCCGCUGGACCUGGUCAAAUGUCGACGCCAGGUCGAUCCCAACCUCUACAAGGGCAAUUUCGAAGGCUGGGCCAAGAUCUACCGCGCAGAGGGCCUGCGUGGGGUCUUCACCGGUUGGGGCCCGACUUUCUUUGGCUACUCUGCCCAAGGUGCCUUCAAGUAUGGUGGGUAUGAAUUCUUCAAGAAAUUCUACAGUGAUCUUGUAGGGCCGGAGAAGGCGCAGAAGUGGAAGACGUCUCUGUACCUGACGGCCAGCGCGUCGGCCGAGCUUUUCGCGGAUAUCGCGCUCUGUCCCUUCGAGGCCGUCAAGGUGCGGAUGCAAACGACCCUCCCUCCAUUUGCCAAGGGGACGUUUGAUGGUAUUUCUCAAGUCACGUCAAAGGAGGGGGUUGGCGGACUGUUCAAGGGUCUGUAUCCACUUUGGGGUCGGCAGAUCCCGUACACGAUGAUGAAGUUCGCGUCGUUCGAGACAAUCGUGGAGAUGAUCUACAACUAUCUGCCUGGAAAGAAGUCGGAUUACAAUAAAACAGCGCAGACUGCCGUCGCCUUCACCGGUGGUUACCUAGCCGGUAUCCUGUGCGCGAUCGUGUCGCACCCGGCCGAUGUAAUGGUCAGCAAGCUGAAUGCGAACCGGCAACCGGGCGAGGCGUUUGGAGCUGUUAUUAGUCGGAUCUACAAGGACAUUGGCUUUAUGGGCCUGUGGAAUGGCCUGGUUGUUCGAAUUGUCAUGAUCGGAACUCUGACCGGUCUGCAGUGGAUGAUGUAUGAUCCCAGCCCUUUUACUGGGUGUGUCUGUAAGCGGAAUGCUGACAUGGAUGACCUACAGUUACGACGCUUUCAAGAUCUUCAUGGGUCUGCCGACGACUGGUGGUCCGGUCGAGGAACAGAAGAAGCAGAAGUAAACUUGGAACCCAGCACAGAUGGCGGUUCUGGGCGUGGGAUUAAGACAGAGGAUGCGUGUGAUGAAACAGGAUGGCUGUCGACGAGUUUAUUAAUAGUUGGCAAUCCACUCUGCUCAUCCUUUCUACCUGUCCGGAUGGAGCAUGCAUUGUCCUAUCUACCUGCUAAUAAGUCGUUAUUCUUUGUACAAAAGAGCCUGGACAAAGGGUUUAUAUUCAAUCAACUGCGCAAUAUUACCAAGACUGGGAAUGCUGUCUCUGAUGACGUUUUAGUCAUGGUCAUCGCGGGCCAAGCGCCUUAUCUUAUCAUCCCAGCUAUCGUCCACCCACCCCCACCAAUCCUCACGUCAUCGGAAUUGUUCGCGACAGACAGCCUUGUCAUUGCCUGCAGAGAGCGCCUAGCCUUGUGCUAG
Molecule: messenger RNA, 1572 nt
Organism: Rasamsonia emersonii CBS 393.64
Lineage: Eukaryota; Fungi; Ascomycota; Eurotiomycetes; Eurotiales; Trichocomaceae
Product: Mitochondrial phosphate carrier protein
Exons: 6
Coding region: 1-1572 (523 amino acids)
Biological process (GO): mitochondrial phosphate ion transmembrane transport
Cellular component (GO): mitochondrial inner membrane
Molecular function (GO): phosphate transmembrane transporter activity
Source: RefSeq, a predicted model, not a curated record